Molecule: messenger RNA, 3030 nt
Organism: Cricetulus griseus (Chinese hamster)
Lineage: Eukaryota; Metazoa; Chordata; Mammalia; Rodentia; Cricetidae
Source: RefSeq, a predicted model, not a curated record
AACCAAAAAGCAGAAUUGCCCAGCUCAGUACUGGGGAGGUGAGACGCAGGAGAUCCAGUGCAGGGGGAAAGCUUCAGGGCCCGAGGAUGGGGCAGGGACUCAGCAGCACGCCGGCCUGGGAGCUGGACAAGUUCAUAGAGGACCACCUCCUUCCUGACACCACCUUCCGUAAAGAUGUCAAAGCCGUCAUCGAUAUCAUGUGCACUUUCCUGAAGGAGAGAUGCUUCCGAGGCGCCGACCACCCUGUGAGGGUCUCCAAGGUGGUGAAGAGCGGCUCCUCGGGCAAAGGCACAGCCCUCAAGGGCAGGUCGGACGCUGACCUGGUGGUGUUCCUUAACAAUCUCCACAGUUUUGAGGAUCAGUUAAACCGACGGAGAGAGUUCAUCCAGGAAAUUAAGAAACAGCUCUACAAGUUUCAGAGAGAGAGACAUAUUUGGGUGAAGUUUGAGGUCCAGAGUUCAUGGUGGUCCAACCCCCGGGCACUCAGCUUCAAGCUGAGUUCUCCACAUCUUCAGCAGGAGGUGGAGUUUGAUGUGCUGCCGGCCUAUGAUGUCCUGGGUCAUGUCAGCAUCUUCAGCAAGCCUGACCCUGCAAUCUACAGAAGGCUCAUCAGUAAGUGCACCUCCUUGGGGAAAGAGGGCGAGUUCUCUACUUGCUUCACAGAGCUCCAGCGAAACUUCCUGAAGCGUCGUACAACCAAGCUGAAGGGUCUGAUCCGCCUGGUCAAGCACUGGUACCAACUGUGUAAGGAGAAGCUGGGGAAACCAUUGCCUCCACAGUAUGCCCUGGAACUGCUCACAGUCUAUGCCUGGGAACGUGGGAGUAGAUUCACUGAGUUCAACACAGCCGAGGGCUUCAGGACAGUCUUGGAACUGGUCACCAACUACAGGCAGCUUCGAAUCUACUGGACAGAGUAUUAUGACUUUCAAGACCAGGAGGUCUCCAACUACCUGCACAGUCAGCUCAGCAGAGCCAGGCCUGUGAUCCUGGACCCGGCUGACCCAACAGGGAAUGUGGCUGGUGGGAACUCAGAUGGCUGGGAGCGAUUGGCAGGAGAGGCUGUGGCCUGGCUUCGGUACCCUUGCUUUAAGAAGAGGGAUGGUUCACAAGUGUGCUCCUGGGAUGUGCCGACGGAGGUUGACGUGCCAUAUCAGGAGAGUCAUUUUUUUCGAAAUCUCUGUUUAUUUUUGUUAUUUUUGUUUUUUUUUCAUUGUUUCAAGGGCUUCUUCUGCAUAACUAAGGCUAGCCUGGGCUCACCAUCCUCCUGCCUCAGUGCUGGGAUGACUGCAGCGUAGGCAUGAUGUGCCCUGCCUUCCCUCCAUCCUCAAAUGGAGGAAAACUGGACUUGCAUCCUCCUGUGAGCACAGCAGCACCUGCCCAGAAGGCUCCGGAGUCAAGGGAUGUGCUCCUCUGUGCAGGCCUUGACCAGAGAGGGCCGGAUGCUGCCCAAGGCCCCAGUGAGAGAGUGUCCAACCUGGGGUCAGACUCCAGGCUCCCGACACCUGCCUGCCCACCCUUCCAUCCUGCUCCAUCACAGACAGCCUUCCUCACAGCCUGCUUCAUCCGCCUUAUCCUCUGAUGGUGUUCUCUGGGGGAAAAGAGAUUCAGAAGGGAGGGGAGAACUCAAGCUUGACUUCCCUCAGCAAUGGACAGAGAAGAACCAAAUCAUUACAGCUUGUUUUUUUUCCAGGUAGCUUGGGAAUCCCUCCAGGUUGCUUAUACAUAAACCAGAGACAGGAAUCCUUGGUUCCUUCUUGCCAAGAGCUGUUGGUUGCAAGAGGCCGUGGGCAUGUGCAGCAGUGAAAGCUAAUGUUUAACAAGUCGACCCACUUGGGGAGCCCCCCUUGGCAAAGCUGUGGGGCUAUUGACUGUAAAUGACUGGUUGUUUUCUGUCUGUAACUUUCUUAGUUGCCACUACUAUACCUCCCUUAUAAGAACAGCUGUGGGGUUCUUUCCAUAGCCCUUUGGUGGUGUGUUUUACUCUUACUGAGCUCACAUAUAGCUGGCCAGGAAGAUGAUGCUUAAUCUGUAUAACUCUGAUGAAUAGAAAUAAUAGUAGGAUUUUUUUUUUUUUACAUUACUCAGACUGGCAUAGGAUUCUCAGUCACAAAAACAGCCUUUUACACAGACAGCUAACUUUAGACUUCACAGCAGUUUCAAAGCAGGCUGGUUGCCCCUAGAGACAAAUACAGGAGGUCAUUUUCCCAGGUGUUGUUUUGCUGAUUCAAGGUCAGUAUAAAAGCAACUUUAGACAAAACUCCCUGCAGCAAUGGACUUUCCGGCACGCUGUCUCCAACUUAAAGGUUCAGCCAAUUGUUUACUGUCUGGGAACCCUCACCCACUCAGAACUACUUGCAAGGCCAUGGUUUCUCACUGGCCACUCAAUAUGACAUUCCUAGCCUAAGAGAAACUUGUGAUUUAACUCAGUGUAUCAGAAGUUCAUAAUGGUCAUAGACAACCAUGUUUGAUAGCCACCAGAGUCACAAAUUCACUGCACUUUUUAUUUUUCCUUGAACCCCAGCCUGCAUGCUGCAGCCACAAUACAUCUUCCUGUGCACUUCUUGAAGGACCAAAAAUGAAAAUUAAUAAAAGUUUAAAAACUUGGGCCCUGAAAAGGGAACUUCUUAUGACUGGGAAUGCGAUGGCUGGCUCCUGAGACCGGCUCUCAGAGAAGUGGAGGUGACUGUCCACCACUUGUGUCAACAUUCCUAUGUCUGCUAAUUGCUAAGGUUGUAAAGAUCCUUCAGCCCAGGGGAUAACUGACAGACCCUGUGACUCUGUAACCCUGCAACCUGGUGCCUUGUCUUACCUUACUCAGAUGUAUCUUGCUUAAAAUAUAUAGUUACUGUUUUACUUUGUACUUUGUAUGUCUUUAAGUAACCAUGGAAACGCUGAAAUUUGUGGCCUUCAACCUUAUGGUCUUCCCCUUUAAAAGUUUCUCUUUAUGGCUCGUUGGCAUCCCAUUUCCCUGCCAUGGAGUGAGAUCCAAGCUGGCCAGCUUGAACAAUAAAAAGAAACCUUUGCUUUUGC